AUGGAGUCUGAAGAUCUUGGAAGCCAAGAGAAAACCAAAGAGGAGGAAACCCCAAAAUCAUCUGGGAGAGUGGGCAGGGAGCAGAGGAGUGAAAAGGAGUCAGCAAACCAGGGAGAAAGUCAAAUGCUCUCCUACUUGUCAGGACCAGACACAUAUAGUGGGAGGCUAAAUAGUUUUUGGAGAAGACCCAGCAGCCAGGAAGUCCAAAAGAUGGCAGAGCCCACUGCCCAGGGACUUUGGCACCAGCUAGAAGCUAGAGGGCCAGGCCAGCAGGUGGCUGGCGUGUCAGAGAACCAGAGAUAUGGAGAAGAUAAAGAGGUAGACAGUGAAAGAGAGUGUAGCACUGAAGCUUCCUUCAACGCAGUGGGGAAUGAGCUUCAACCUUCAGCUCCAACAGGGCAAAGUGGCACACUAUUCAAACACCUCCACCCCAUCGCACUGCGUGUGAGUACCCCAGCGCUGCCCGGGACUCGGGCUUCGGGCUCACAGUGUUGGAGGUUGAGUCCUGCCUCAGUCCUCCAGGUACAGCCGCGAGUCGUGUUGUUCUGCUGUGCCUUGUCACCUUCUCCUAAAGAUGCACACUUGCACACUGAAGAAUGCAACGUGUUGAUUAACUUGCUUAAGGAAUGUCACAAAAAUCACAACAUUCUGAAAUUUUUUGGUCAUUGCAAUGAUCUUGAUCUGGAGAUGAGAAAAUGUUUGAAGAAAGAGUACCAUGAAAAGAGGAUGAAGAGCAGGGAGCAUGGCGAUGCGAUGCGAUGCGAAAGAAACUUUUCAAUCCUUCAGAGUAAUCUGAAAAAUGAAUUCCAUAUUCACUGGUUUACCUUGGUUGAGAGAAGAAUUAUGGACUCUUGACUGAUAGCCAAAAGAAUUCUGUCUUCAUUUGGUCUUCGUAAUCCUUUGAAUGGAAAGUGACCUAUGAAAAGUCAAGCCAUGGAGACAUAUGGAAGCUUGGAUUUUGAGUAUUUGUUGGGCAGAACCUUUAGUACUUUGUACUAUACCAGUGUACUUCAUUUCUGACAACUUCUUCUAUUUGUCUGCAACUAGUUAUCAUUUAAGUAACUUAUCAAAUUCAAUAAAAUAACUGAUGUUAAGCAAAAAAAAAAAAAAGAAA
Messenger RNA from Erinaceus europaeus (western European hedgehog), 1114 nucleotides. RefSeq lists its product as uncharacterized. The coding region runs from base 1 to 855 and encodes 284 amino acids. The transcript has 4 exons. Lineage: Eukaryota; Metazoa; Chordata; Mammalia; Eulipotyphla; Erinaceidae. Gene Ontology annotation, cellular component: mitochondrion. The record is from RefSeq and is a predicted model, not a curated record.